Molecule: messenger RNA, 2337 nt
Organism: Erigeron canadensis
Lineage: Eukaryota; Viridiplantae; Streptophyta; Magnoliopsida; Asterales; Asteraceae
Product: phosphoribosylaminoimidazole carboxylase, chloroplastic
Exons: 17
Coding region: 144-2057 (637 amino acids)
Biological process (GO): 'de novo' IMP biosynthetic process
Cellular component (GO): chloroplast
Molecular function (GO): ATP binding; phosphoribosylaminoimidazole carboxylase activity; metal ion binding
Source: RefSeq, a predicted model, not a curated record
CGAUUUUUUCCCUCGUUGUUCUGUGUCACUCACUCAUUCACUCACUGUCUGCGUGUUUUCUAAGUCCAUUUUAUACCAACACUCUGUAAUUUGAGGACUUUAAACUCAUUUCAGUUAGCAACUCACUGGAUACUUCCGUUUUAAUGUAUUUGAUGCUGAGCCCAAGCAGUUUAUCCCGCAACAAUUUCAGCUAUAAAGUUGGUUUUACAUCAGCCUUUUGUCCCAACCCAAGCUCUCGACUUGGUUACAAGAAGUUGAACAGCACUUGUUUCUCUUCAUGCUCAGUGAUCAACCAAAGCAGUGCUCGUUCGAUAACUUGUCGUGCAUCCAUGGAAAAUGAUGUUGCACAAAGGAAGGAAAAUGUAGCGUGCCAUGGGCUUUCUGAUAAAGUUGUGGGUGUUUUGGGUGGUGGACAGUUAGGGCGCAUGCUUUGCCAAGCUGCUUCUCAAAUGGCUAUCAAAGUCAACAUUCUGGAUCCUUUGGAGAACUGCCCUGCAAGUUCUUUAUCCCAUCAUCAUAUGGUGGGAAGCUUUGAUGAUAGUACCACCGUUGAAGAAUUUGCUAAGACGUGUGGAAUACUGACGGUUGAAAUUGAGCAUGUUGAUGCAGACACUUUGGAAAAGCUUGAAAGACAAGGGGUAGAUUGUCAACCCAGAGCUUCUACGAUUCGUAUUAUCCAGGAUAAGUUUCUUCAGAAAGUCCAUUUUUCUCAAAAUGGCAUACCGCUUCCCAAGUUUAUGCAGAUAGAAGACCAAGAAAGUGCUGAAAGAGCAGGUCAAGAAUUUGGCUAUCCUCUUAUGAUUAAGAGUAGAAGGUUGGCUUAUGAUGGUCGUGGUAAUGCUGUUGCUAAAACUGAAGAGGCGCUCACUUCUGCCAUCAAUGCUCUAGGAGGAUUUGGUCAUGGUUUAUAUGUUGAACAAUGGGCUCCUUUUGUUAAGGAACUUGCAGUCAUAGUUGCAAGAGGAAGAGAUAAUACUAUAUCGUGCUAUCCUGCUGUUGAGACUGUACACAGGGAUAAUAUCUGUCACAUUGUUAAGGCACCUGCUAACGAGUCAUGGAAGAUUAUGAAACUUGCAACUGAUGUUGCUUCUCGAGCAGUGGCUUCAUUGGAAGGUGCUGGUGUGUUUGCAGUUGAGUUGUUUUUGACAGAAGAUGGCGAGAUUCUACUAAAUGAAGUUGCUCCUCGACCUCAUAAUAGUGGACACCACACCAUCGAAUCUUGCUAUACUUCACAAUAUGAGCAGCAUUUGCGGGCAGUUGUUGGUCUUCCUCUUGGUGAUCCAUCAAUGAAGGUUCCAGCUUCGAUGAUGUACAACAUUCUAGGUGAAGAUGAGGGAGAGGCAGGUUUCAUUAUGGCACAUCAAAUUAUCAGAAGGGCAUUGUGUACUCCAGGGGCCACCAUUCAUUGGUAUGAUAAGCCAGAUAUGCGAAAGCAAAGGAAGAUGGGGCACAUCACUGUUGUUGGCCCUUCAAUGGGUGUCGUCGAAGCACGCGUGAAAUCAUUUCUGAAAGGAGAAAGUUCUGAGGAGAUUCCAGUAGCUCCACGUGUUGGUAUUAUUAUGGGUUCUGACUCAGAUCUCCCUGUGAUGAAAGAAGCUGCCAAAGUGUUGCAUGAGUUUGAUGUCUCUGCUGAGGUUAGAAUUGUGUCAGCACACCGGACACCUGAGCUGAUGUUUUCUUAUGCUACAUCUGCUCGUGAAAGAGGCAUUCAGAUUAUUAUUGCUGGUGCUGGGGGUGCAGCCCAUUUGCCAGGCAUGGUAGCUGCACUGACACCCUUACCUGUGAUUGGAGUUCCUGUACGUGCUUCUGCAUUAGAUGGCCUCGACUCCCUUCUCUCCAUCGUCCAGAUGCCGCGGGGUGUUCCUGUUGCAACAGUUGCAAUAAAUAAUGCGACUAAUGCAGGGUUAUUGGCAGUCAGAAUGUUAGGGGUUGCGGAUAUUGCACUCCAAGCAAGAAUGGCGCAAUUCCAAGAAGAUGCUAGAGAUACAGUAUUGGAAAAGACGGAGAAACUAGAAAAAGUGGGAUGGGAAGAUUACUUGAAUACCAGAGAGUCUUAGGAACCAGUUUCAUACAUCAGAAUCCACAAUUUUGAGUUAGCUGCAAACUUAACCCAAAACAAGACUUGCAUAACACCUCUAUAUAUGGAAGCACAGUUGGAAAUUGAAUUUUCCAUAAGCUGGUCCUAUGGGGUCUUUGUUCAUUAGAUUUGAAGUCCAAGUCCCAUGUUGUAUCAUUAGUAUCCAAGAAUUUUUUUUGUAGAGAUUCAAAACUUGAGUUGUACUGAUAGGCAUUUUGAAAAGAUCCGUAAUCAAGAUUAAAAAUGUGUUCCGAAUUCUA